CCCAAAUUCCACAUGCCAUCGAUUUCAGGACCCAAAAUCUCCAUGCCAGAUUUGGACUUUAACUUGAAAGGCCCCAAACUCAAAGGUGAUGUGGAUAUCAAUGCUCCAAAAAUAGAGGGUGACAUCAAAACCCAUGACAUUGACAUCAAAGCUCCAAAGAUUGACAUUGAAGGGCCAAAGGGUGGAUUUGAAAUGCCUGGAAUGAAAAUGCCAUCUCUAAACAUUAAAGGUCCAAAAAUAGAUACCCCAGAUUUUGACAUAAAUCUUAAAGGCCCAAAACUUGAAGGGGAUGUGGAUGUUAAAAUGCUAAAGGUCAAAGGAGACAUAAAAGCACCUGUUGUUGACAUUGAAGGCCCAGACAUUGACAUUGAAGGCCACAAAGGUGGAAUCAAAAUGCCUAAAUUCAAGAUGCCUUCAUUUGGAAUGAAAGGUCCAAAAGUAGAAGGUCCAGAUGUAGACAUCAACCUUCCGAAAGCAGACAUUGAUGUGAAAGCACCAAUCAUUGACAUAAAAGGACCAGAAGUGGAUAUCGAAGGACCUGAUGCAAAGCUCAAAGGUCCCAAAUUCCACAUGCCAUCUAUUUCAGGACCCAAAAUCUCCAUGCCAGAUUUGGACUUCAACUUGAAAGGUCCCAAACUCAAAGGUGAUAUGGAUGUAAAUGCUCCAAAAAUAAAAGGAGACAUCAAAACCCCUGAAAUUGACAUCAAUGCUCCAAAGAUUGACAUUGAAGGGCCAAAGGGUGGAUUUGAAAUGCCAAAAAUCAAAAUGCCAUCACUGAACAUCAAAGGUCCUCAAAUAGAUACCCCAGAUUUUGACAUUAACCUAAAAGGCCCCAAACUUGAAGGGGAUGUGGAUGUUAAAAUGCCAAAGCUCAAAGGAGAAAUAAAAGCGCCUGCUGUUGACAUUGAAGGCCCAGACUUUGACAUUGAAGGUCACAAAGGUGGGAUUAAAAUGCCUAAAUUCAAGAUGCCGUCAUUUGGAUUGAAAGGGCCAAAAGUAGAAGGUCCAGAUGUUGACAUUAACCUUCCAAAAGAAGAAAUUGAUGUGAAAGCACCUGACAUUGACAUAAAAGUACCAGAUGUUGAUCUUGAGGGAUCUGAUGCAAAACUCAAAGGACCCAAAUUCCACAUGCCAUCGAUUUCAGGACCCAAAAUCUCCAUGCCAGAUUUGGACUUUAACUUGAAAGGCCCCAAACUCAAAGGUGAUGUGGAUAUCAAUGCUCCA
Messenger RNA from Nematolebias whitei (Rio pearlfish), 1224 nucleotides. Its product is annotated as neuroblast differentiation-associated protein AHNAK-like. The annotation marks the transcript as partial. The record is from RefSeq and is a predicted model, not a curated record. Gene Ontology annotation, cellular component: nucleus; costamere; cytoplasm. Gene Ontology annotation, biological process: regulation of RNA splicing. NCBI's taxonomy places the organism in Eukaryota, Metazoa, Chordata, Actinopteri, Cyprinodontiformes, Rivulidae. The transcript has a single exon.